AUGGAAAGUCAGCCUUCGGGGAGUUCUGAAGGGGGCCAAGUGACCCGGGGGCCCGACAGUAGCAGCACCGGCAGCAGCAGCGGCAGCAGCAGCAGCGGCAGCAGCAGCGGCAGCAGCAGCAAUAGCGGCAGCAGCAACAGCAACAACAGUAUCAGGAAGCGACGUCCUUCCCCACAAUGCCCUACUCCGACAGCUUCUGCUGCAGGCGGCGGGUGUGAGCCUGUGCGCUGCAGCAGCAGCAGCAACAGCAGCAGCAACAGCAGCAGCAGAACUGGCAGCAGUAGCGGGGGUGGCGUGCGGGUUCGACGGGGUAGCAGCCUUUGGGGCUGCAUGCGCGGCAGUUUGCUUCCAUUGGGCUUAUCUGGUGCUGCACCUUUGAAGGGCGGUGCUGCUGAAUUGCCGUGGGGGGCCCUGGGGCCCCCCCAGGAGGUAUGGAGGUCCUGUUAUGCGUGGGCAGCAGGAGCAGCAAGACAGCUGCGCUGGCGUUUAAGUGUGCUGCUGCAGCUGCCGCUGCUGGUGCUGCUGCACCUGUGCCCUGUUGUAGGGCGUCUGGCGGAGUGGGUAUUUCAUUUGAGUUCUGUGGGGGCCCCCGGCUUGCUAUACCCUUUUUGUUGUUUGUUCGUAGGUGUAGGGACUCCCUUUGUCUCUCUAACUGCUCUUUGUUUGUGGCUGCUUGAUCUUCUAGAUGCUGCACUUGUGCUGCCGCAGGCAGCAGCAGCAGAAUUUGCUUCCCUCGGGGGGGCCCCCCCUGCUAUCCCUAUACUAGACCACUUCAGCCUCUUCCCUGUGUGGUGCGAGUCCCUUACUUGUGGGGCCCUCAGCAGCAGCAGCAGCAGCAGCAACAGCAGCAGCAGCAGGCCUGCUGGGGCAGCAGCAGAGGGGCCCUACUACGGCGGCGUGGACUUGUGGGGCCUCUGCUUACCUUUGGGGGGGGGCCCCUCCCCCUGGAGGGCCCCCGAGAACAGGGGCCCCCUCUGGAAUGGAGGGUCUAGAGCAGCAUUUCAUCUGAGUAUAUACUGCCGCAUCAUUGUCGAUAUUCCUUUACUAACGCUGGCGCUGCACUUAUCUAGGUGGCUGCAUGCACAAGGAGAGAUUUUUGGGGCCCCCCUCAACACACAGGAGGCGCAUGCAGGGCCCCCAGGACCCUGGGGAGCGAUAGGGGCCUUCGGGGGGCAGCCAGUCGCUGCCCCACAAUCUGCUGCUGCUGCAAGUGCUGCUGCUGCAGCGCCUGCUGCUGCUGCUGCUGCGGCUGCUGGCUACUCCGACACCUCCAGCCCACCCAGCAUCAGCAGCAUCAUCAGCAGCAAUAGCAGCAGCAGCAACAGCAGCAACAAUAGCAGCAACAACAGCAGCAACAGCAACAUCAGCACGCCCUUCCCCUCGCCUCCCAGUAGUGGCCCUGAACAGCCGUUUCCCCGUCCUCACCCUGUGGGGCCCCCUGCUGGAGUGAGGGGAGGCGCUGCUGGGGGGGCCCCUGCUGCAGCUGCUGCUGUUGGUGCUUUUGCUGCAUCUGCAGUACUGCGCUGCACGCAUCUGCUGCUGCAAGAAGGCAGCAGCAGCAGCAGUGGCAGCAGCAACAGCAACAGCAACAGCAGCAACAAGGCACAGGGAGGCCCUCAACACCGCAGCUGCCCCGCCUCCCUAACCGACGGACAAGCCACCCCUUCAUCUUCACGCUCUAGGGAACUAGAGGCUUGCAUAUUCUGCUUCGACGACAUGAAGCCUGGGGAACUUCUUCGCGUCGUCACCGCUUGCGGCCACAAAUUCCAUGCUGGCUGUCUUGACGUUUGGCUGUUUGAUCGGCUGAAGGCCUCAUGCCCAAUGUGCGGCCCCUUCCGCUACCCCAGUGGGGGGGGGCCCCUCCUUGUGGGCUAA
Molecule: messenger RNA, 1875 nt
Organism: Eimeria acervulina
Lineage: Eukaryota; Apicomplexa; Conoidasida; Eucoccidiorida; Eimeriidae
Product: zinc finger (C3HC4 RING finger) protein, putative
Exons: 4
Coding region: 1-1875 (624 amino acids)
Source: RefSeq, a predicted model, not a curated record